GAGGGAGAGAGACCGAGGGAUAGAAAGAGAGGGAGAGAGUGACCAAGGACGGCUUGAGAGACGGACCUCAGAGAGACAGAGGAAAGUGUUGAGACACAUACAGGUUUCACUGUUUUCCGUCCCGUUUGUGAUCUCGUUUUUGGAACAACUGAGAGGAACUCUCACAGACUUGGGAGUCGCCGCCAUUCGCAGACUUGUUGAGCGCACCCACAAAUCUCCACGCGCACUACUAAUCUCCUGCCAUUAUGUGCAGGAUGGCCUCGAUGAUGUGGGGUUGUGUGACUGACUUCUUCACCUACGAGACCACCAAGUCUGUGGUGGUGAAGAGCUGGCCUGUCGGGAUCGUCAACCGCGUCGUUCAACUGCUCAUCAUCAUCUACUUUGUCUGCUGGGUCUUCCUGCAUGAGAAGGCCUACCAGGUGACAGACACAGGCAUCGAAUCCUCGGUCAUGACCAAAGUGAAGGGCUUCGGUAAACUCAAUGGACGUGUGGUGGAUGUGGCAGACUAUGUGGUGCCGACACAGGGUGAGUCCAUCUUCUGUAUCAUCACCAAGCAGAUCGUCACAGAAAAACAGGAACAGGGCUUCUGCAAAGAGCGUUCCAAGAAAUAUUCCUGCGCCACAAGUGCAGACUGUGAAAAAUUCAUCGGUUCAUAUCUGGGAAAUGGCCUGAUCACAGGGAAGUGUACGAAAGGUCAGAAUGAGUCAAGAGGCAAGUGUGAGAUCGAGGGCUGGUGUCCACCAGAGAAUGACGCCCCCAAAAGUCGGCCGACACUAGAUGUCGAGAACUUCACUAUCUUCAUCAAGAACAGUGUCCGCUUCCCUCUCUUCAAUGUCACCAGAGGGAACUUCCCCCCCUCCAUGAAUAAGAGCUACAUCAUGAACUGUACCUACCACCCCCAGGACCACCCCUUGUGCCCCAUCUUCCGAGUGGGAGACGUGCUGAACUACACCGGCCAGAAUACCUCCACCCUCUCUGAAGGUGGAGAGAUCGGGAUUAACAUAGGCUGGACGUGUGAUUUGGAUCAAUCUAUAGAAAACUGUAAGCCUUCAUACUCCUUCACACGACUGGACAAGGUGUUUGAGACCAACACCAUUUCCAAAGGCUACAACUUCAGAUACGCCAAAUAUUACCAGACAGAGAACGGCACAGAGUUCCGGACCCUUCACAAGGCCUUCGCCAUCCGCUUUGACAUCCUGGUAACUGGGAAUGCUGGGAAGUUCAACACGGUUCCCACUCUGAUCAACAUCGUGGCAGCCUUCACCUCAGUCGGACUGGGUACGGUGCUGUGUGACAUCAUCCUUCUGAACUUCCUGAAGGGGGCGGACCAGUACAAGGCCAAGAAGUUUGAGGAAGUCUCUGUCUCACCGACCUCUGACCCCAUGUCUCAGAACAACGGCGGCCAGCUGUCAAUCAAACGGGAGGAAAGAUCUGAGGACUCGGGUGCUGUGUCCAUCGACCAGAUGGUGUUACAUCAUCAGCCGGGACACACACACACACACACACACUCCUUCUAGCCUCCUCUCUGAACACACACUCCCGGACCUAUGAGGAACAGUUACAACGUAGACAUGGCUCAUAAUUCACUUGAAUACUCACUUAAAUAAUAGAUUGUAUGAAUGUCCUGUGUAUUGUUGCCAAGUAUGUUGUUGCUGUACAGUAUGUUCUGUAUAUGAUCAAUUUACGUGGUCCCAUUGUCUCUGUUUUUACAAUUAUAGCCCUCGACUAAUGACACUAAGAGCUUCCUAAUGGGGGUGAAACAGAGAGAGGAAGAGGGAGAGAAAGGGGGGGAGAGGAAGAGAGUUUA
This is a messenger RNA of Osmerus eperlanus (European smelt), 1807 nucleotides long. It is a transcript of the gene p2rx3a, whose product is annotated as purinergic receptor P2X, ligand-gated ion channel, 3a. The transcript has 12 exons. The coding region runs from base 246 to 1517 and encodes 423 amino acids. The record is from RefSeq and is a predicted model, not a curated record. NCBI's taxonomy places the organism in Eukaryota, Metazoa, Chordata, Actinopteri, Osmeriformes, Osmeridae. Gene Ontology annotation, cellular component: nuclear inner membrane; plasma membrane. Gene Ontology annotation, biological process: response to ATP; calcium ion transmembrane transport. Gene Ontology annotation, molecular function: extracellularly ATP-gated monoatomic cation channel activity; ATP binding; purinergic nucleotide receptor activity.